UUAGCUUUUUGGGAGUGGAAUUUUAGCAAGUUUUUUAGUUUUCUUCUUUUAUAUAUAUAUAUAUGAACCUACCUUCCUUCCUUAGGCCAAAUUGAGAAGAGACAUGACGAAGGAAUUGAGCGACACAACCGAGGUGAGUGUUGGGUUGGAAGCCCUGUGGCAAGCCUUCUCAAAGGAUUUGGCAGUAACGGUUGUAAAAGUUAUUCCAAAUAUAGUGAAAGAUGCGACCGUGGUGGAAGGUGAUGGUGGCGUAGGCACAGUCUUUCUCUUCAAAUUUUUCUCCGGUGUGAGCCCAGUGAGUUACCAGAAGGAGAAGAUCACAGAGCUUGAUGAGAUUUCUCAUGAAAUUGGGCUGCAAGUGGUUGAGGGAGGGUUUCUGGAGAAAGGCUUUUCAUACUUUAAGACAAGUUUUCAACUAUCUGCAGUGGCAGAGGAAAAGACUUUGGUGAAGGUGAAGAUCUCUUUUGACUCUGAGUCUGAGAUCGCAGAAAAUGUUCAACCUGUGAAGUCACUAGAGUCUGUUUUAUCCUUUGUGCGAUGCCUGGAAACAUAUCUGUCGAAUGAUGCUUGAAUUGUAGAUGCCUGAAAACAUACCAGGAUCCUUAUGUUAUGCCUUUUAAUGUUUGAAUAAUGUGUUUAACCAAAAUAAACUUAUGUUUGAAUAAUGUUUAAAGAAAUGUGCCAGUGAGGUCAUUCUUUUCCUUCUUA
Messenger RNA from Vigna angularis (adzuki bean), 708 nucleotides. RefSeq names its product phytohormone-binding protein. Lineage: Eukaryota; Viridiplantae; Streptophyta; Magnoliopsida; Fabales; Fabaceae. Gene Ontology annotation, molecular function: signaling receptor activity; protein phosphatase inhibitor activity; abscisic acid binding. Gene Ontology annotation, cellular component: nucleus; cytoplasm. The transcript has 2 exons. Bases 104 to 571 code for a protein of 155 amino acids. Gene Ontology annotation, biological process: defense response; abscisic acid-activated signaling pathway. The record is from RefSeq and is a predicted model, not a curated record.